CAUUCCAAAAAAUUAACCGUCAAUCGUCAAAUGAACUAAGUUUUAACGUCAACCUGACGUCAACGUGAUCCCCUCGCCCCAUUGAGACCCUCCGGUAACGUCUGCUCGUCUCUUAAAUACAAGUUUGAUCGACAGCUACAAUUUCCACCAAUCAAGAGAAAUGAUCCGUUUCUGUCCACUCACCGGUGUCAAGUCCUUUAUAGGAAAAUCACUGACACUGCCAAUUUUCUUUAUUUUGGACCUUGGACCGCACUGGUAUUUUGCUUUCAACAGCUUUUUACUUAUUGUGUUCAAUUAGGACGCUCCUCUCGCCACUAUUUUUUUAAACUCUGAAUGCGACAACAUACGAGAUGGCUGAGCAAGGUAACGAAAGAAACGGACAACACCAAACAGAAAGCGGCUCAAAUGUUUGCACAGAUUUUCUUGAUGCAGUUUCGAGGGGCACAAAGGAAGACGUGGAGCAAUUUAUACAGCCAGCGAGUUCAGACGAGCGAAGGGAUAGUCGAGAUGAAGAUCCAACACGUGUGUCUUACAAGCAACAACUUAUGAAAGCCCUUGAAAACGAGGAUGCCGUCACAGUUUGGAAACUAAUAGCAAGGGCCAAAGAGUCGGAUCUCAAAACGCUAGAAAAGUUAAACAAAACUUGUGAAACUGUCGCAGAACACGAAAGGCUGAAAGAGAAAGGACUGAUCAAAUACUUUUGGGAGAAGUUACGCGGCCAAAUCCGAUCUGCAAGCGAACGCGAUACUCACGCUUGUAUUUUUCGUGAAAGCAGGCCGGCGCAAACUGAACUUCAACACGAAGAAGAACAGGAGUGGAUAAGGAUACUUUCUGAUCCACUCUACAUUGGCCUAGAAUGGCUAUGGAGAAAUAAUUUACAGCUGACGGGCACCGCUAUCCAACAACCGGAGAGGAGAGAAAGUAAACUUGGAGACAUCGUUCAAGCUGCUUUAGAUGAUGCCUACCUGCUGGAAAAAAUUGCUCGGUACGAGCAUCAUUACAGUCGAGACGAGUACUAUAAGCGGGCAUUGGAGUGUGAGAAAUUUGCGGCUGACGUUGUUGAAGGAAGUAACUUCCGGCAACUUCGGGAGGUAAUGGAUAUCGACGGAAACGGCUGUUUGAUGGAGAAGAAACCUAAGAACUUUAAUCAGAGCCUGAGUCUUCUCAAGUUUGCUGCCGACAAAAACAGAAAGAUGUUUGUGGCGAACCCAAAAUGCCAAUGGGUUCUUAACGAGAUUAUAUAUUAUAAAUGGCCUGACUGGCGGAAUAAAAGCAGAUGGACCAAAGUGGUGUGGUUCUUCUUUCAACUACUGCUUGUGGCAGUAUCUAGCGUCUUUUACAUUCCGAUACGAUUGGUUCGUAAAUUUUAUCGUUGCUGUCAAGACGAUGGGAUUUGGGAAUUCAGAGAGCUUUAUGAACACCCCUAUUCCAAGUUCAUCAACCACACGAUGUGGUACCUGGUGUUUCUUUGGAUGAUAUUCCUGACCUCCUUCGAUAGCAAGUUUGGAACCACAGUGACUGGGCUGAUAUGGUGUGACUACGUGGUGCUUUCGUUUGUACUUGGCUUACUUCUGCAGGAAUGUCGCGAAGCUUGGAGACAAGGAAUUUAUAUUUAUAUGUCAAAGUGGUGGAAUGUCGUAGACACGCUGAUCAUCUUCACUUUUCUGGCGUCCUCGACUGUGUGGCUGCUCUCCUAUUGGUACUUUGGAAAAUGGAAACCAAGAGAAGCAUUUGUUUUAGCUGAUGUGUUGUACGCAAGCGCUUCCGUAAUGGCAUAUUUCCACCUGACGCAUAUAUUUCAAGUUGAUUCAGUACUUGGCCCUCUACAGCUUUCCCUUUACAAAAUGCUCAAGGAUGUGCAAAGAUUCCUCUUUAUCUUCCUUGUGCUGUAUUUUUCGUUUGCUAAUGGCGUUGUAAAAGUCUACUCUUACUACGUCAUCUCUCAAUUUGAACUGAGGAAAAAUUGGAACCACACCGAGUAUGAGGAAUCCCAUUCCUACGCAGAUCACAAAACGGCGUUUAUAGCGUUAUUCUGGUUGCUGCUUGGCCUCGUAGAGGAAGACAAAAUCGAUGUAAAAGACCCUGCCUUUACUCUCACCGCCACAUUUGGUCGUCUUUUCCUGAUGGCUUACGUGGUUUGCACUGUAAUAGUAGCUUUGAACAUGCUGAUUGCCAUGAUGAACAAUUCUUUUGAGAGGAUCAUGAAAAACUCAGAUAUUGAGUGGAAAUACUCGAGAUCCCGCAUGUGGCUGGAAUGGAUUGACAAAGGCAACACGAUGCCGGCACCCAUAAACAUAGUCUAUUACACUUUUUAUUUGAUUGCUCUAUCAAUUGACAAAGUGGUUGGGAAAUUCAAAGAAAAAUGCCGUUGCUGUCAUGGUAAUGGAGAACCAGACGAAGAACAGGCGCAAAGAGAGGAACCAGACGAAGAACAGGCGCAAAGAGAGAGACGAAAAGAAACGAUUAAGAAACUGGUGGUGAAAUAUUUAAGGGAUCCCUACAUUGAAAGAUGCGAGGAAGACAACUCAGUUAGAGACCACACAGCGGAUGAGGAGAGAAGGACUGAAAGAGAAGGAGAGUGCUCCCAGUCCACUGAAGAUAACAUCAAGUUACUUAAACGAUUAGUUGAUCGUCAGACAAAGGAGCUUGCCAAACUUAAUAAGAUGAUGGACACAUUAGUGAAGUGAUAAUGGCGCUAACUGUUGCCCUUCUGAACAUUUCGUCACUACUUUUCAAAGUGCGUCGUCUCAGAAAAUGAGACUAAGGGCACUUUGAACCAAUCUCAUGCCAGUCCCUCCACAAAAACAAAAUGAUAAAAAAUUAAGAUAAACAAAGAGUCAUGCAAUGUUAACCAGAAUCCAUGGAACAAAGAUUAGAGGCCUUACCUCCAUUUAAUUCACGGUUACAGUGAAGGGAACAAGACAUAAAUGAAGGUAGAGUACAAAAAAAACAAAACAAAACAAAACACAGACUUCAUUAACUACAUGUGUAUGAUGAGCGGCAAAAUUAGAAGGUAGAAAUACUAGGAAAAGUAUUCUUUCAACAUAACGAUUUACUGAGAUUAAUGAGACCGGUCUUCAAAUAAAAAUAUUAGGUUUGUAGCCAGACAUGUUAAAUUUUUUUGGGUAAAAAGAAUUGAAAAGUUGGCACUGGCUAAAACUAUAUGGUUCAGGAUGUUUCAGUUACUACUGUUGCCUUCUUCAACAAGAUGAAAAAUGCACGUAUCUAACGGCGUCCGGUUCCGUAUAUGUACAUGAUGUGUGACAAAACUAAAUCUCGAAGGAAUUUUUUAAGUGUAACAAUUGUCUUUAGUGUUUAAAUCGUUGACAGAUCAUUGGCGCGGCAACGUAGAAUAGCUAAUUCUUGAAGCUUGGCAUUCCGUGCGAGAUGGAAACGCUAUACAUAAACGAACACAUAGCAUCACCAAAAAUAUAAAAUAACUUCAAGAAUUUUUAGAGCCAUUAAGAAUAGUUCAGAGACUCAAGACUUCAGCACAGUUUUUCCCGAUACGGACCUCUCGGCUGGUGGAUAACAUAUAUACAUUGACUGCGCUUGAGGCAAUAGUUGUUAAAUCGUAACAAUCUAAGGCAUAUUUCUUUCUUUAUAGCAUCUAUACAUUGACUGCGCUUGAGGCAAUAGUUGUUAAAUAGUAACAAUCUAAGGCAUAUUUCUUUCUUUAACGAAUGAACCUCAAUGAAUAUGUAGAUAAAUGGAGGAAUACAAAGUUUCAUAAUAAACCUUCAUUGCAAAAUUAUUUACGUAUUGGGCCCUGAACAUGCAAUUUUUUUAACAAAGUAAUUGUUUGUACAAGGUUCAUCAAUUUUACCACUGGCAAAAGUGCAUACCGGCAUGUAGAUAACUUUAUGGUAAGUAAGAGCGUGCGAUCACGAGUUGUGAAGAAUAAAACUAACGUGCGAGUUCCCUUGUUUACAAAGAGUAAAUACAAUACGAGCGAACUAACCAUGAAGUAAUUUGUUUACUGGUAUUUCAUAUGUACUGCUCAGAGAUUAGAACAAGAUAUUAAAAUUUGAUCGUGAAUUGCGUCUACACACCAAAGCAAGAUGCUAAAGGGAUGCACUUUUAUAUUAAAGCUUAUUCAAGAAAUGUAUUAAACAGUUUUUAUCUAAAAUGAUAUAAAAAAAGCGCGGACUGGAAAUUUCUCAGAUGAAAACUGUUGGAAGUUCAGAUAAAAGCCGUGGACAGUUAUUAACUUCAUUUUGUAAUUGCUGUUUUGUGAACGCGAAUCACAAA
This is a messenger RNA of Stylophora pistillata, 4251 nucleotides long. Its product is annotated as short transient receptor potential channel 4. Gene Ontology annotation, molecular function: inositol 1,4,5 trisphosphate binding; store-operated calcium channel activity. Gene Ontology annotation, cellular component: cation channel complex; plasma membrane. Gene Ontology annotation, biological process: calcium ion transmembrane transport; regulation of cytosolic calcium ion concentration. Lineage: Eukaryota; Metazoa; Cnidaria; Anthozoa; Scleractinia; Pocilloporidae. The record is from RefSeq and is a predicted model, not a curated record.